This is a messenger RNA of Ricinus communis (castor bean), 9764 nucleotides long. RefSeq lists its product as uncharacterized. Gene Ontology annotation, biological process: protein targeting to vacuole; protein retention in Golgi apparatus. NCBI's taxonomy places the organism in Eukaryota, Viridiplantae, Streptophyta, Magnoliopsida, Malpighiales, Euphorbiaceae. The record is from RefSeq and is a predicted model, not a curated record. Bases 262 to 9723 code for a protein of 3153 amino acids. Gene Ontology annotation, cellular component: extrinsic component of membrane. The transcript is spliced from 36 exons.
UUUACCUGACCGUAUCUAUCGUCUCCGCUCUCUAUAUACAAACACGCGAGCCCAUGUCUUUUAUAUGUUCGCCUGUCAGUUAACGUUCCCGCGCCUCUCAGUCUACUAAAAUCAUCGCUAAUUCACUCUAGUAACAACACCAACAAACUUUUUGGGCAAAACGAUAAUAAUAAUCCAUUUGAUCUUGCAAAAAUCCGGAAAAAACGAAAGAAAAUCAAAUCAAUGUCAAAGGACGACGAUUCCUUUCCCUAACUUGAAGCAAUGUUCAUUCACCGCAUACUCCGCCGUAGACUCACGUCCUUGUUGCAGCCAUGGCUACAACACGAACCAGACCUUGAGCUAGAAUUGGGGCUGAUUAACUCUAAAUUAGCUUUAAAGAACCUCAAGUUUAAUUCCUCUUCUCUCAACCAGCUACUAGAUGAUGCCUCUCUCUUCUCAUUCGGAGGUGUUACUAUAGAAGAACUCACUCUUCGCUUCUCUAAUUGGUCUGUUCCUGCUUUCAAUAUCGAAGUUCGCGGCGUCAAUGUUAUAUUAGUAGCGCGGGAAGAGGAGGAGGAGAGGAGUUCUGUUAGGGCACGGAAAUCGAGUGAGAAGGUUAAUGAGGAAAAGAAGAAGGCUGUUGCUGGAUUUGAUCCUGAGGGUGGUGCCUUGCAUGAUGUGCUGGAGAAGAUCUUGAUCUCCACUCCGUCAAGAAAAGGUUUUACAACUUCACUGUUGAAUCUUAUUCUCAAACAUUGCCAUUUACAGGUGUUUGAUACCAAAUUACAAGUACAGGUUCCCAUCUUAAAUGAUGAUUUAGUAUGCUUGUUGGAACUAAAGGAGUUCAAUGGUGAAUCUGAAUAUUUUGAGCAUGGAUGUCUUCUAAGAGGAUUUCUUGGUGUGGCUUUUAAUCCCCCAAAAGAGACUUCUAUUGUUAUGAAUUUUAAAGGUUUAGGAAUUGGAUAUUGGAUGAACGAUAAGGAGAAUUCUGUGGUUUCUUCCACAGAUUUGUUUUCAUGUAUCAGGUUGAAUGAUCUUCAGCUGGCAGACAUCAGUAUCCGUGUUCCAGGAUUAAAUCUGUUACUUUCUCCACUUGAUCUCCUAGUUUUGUCAGUUCUUGGUAGACUGCCUUUAAAGGAACCGAAGCAUGUGAGAAAUGGUAGACAACUAUGGAGACUAGCUGCAAAUAGGUUAGGAUAUGUGACUUCAUUUCCCAGAUUGUCAUUGCAUAAUCUUGCUGACUUUGUUUGUAUGUGGCUACGCUAUCUUAAUGCAUAUGAGCAUUUACUAUCCUUUAUUGGAUACACUCAAGUCAACUUAUUGAAAAGGCCUUCUAUUGGGAUGCUCCGGGACAAAAUGUUUCAUAGUUCUGUCAAACAACACUGGGAAUUGAUAUCUCGUACUGAAAAAGAGUUGCCACCUGAAGCUAUUGCACAGGCACGGCGAAUAGCCCGAUACAAGGCGACUUUGAGCAUUCCACAAGGUGAAGACAGUUAUAAAGAAUACUCUGUCCGUAGUCAGUUUCAAGUUUUUUCCAAAGUCCUUUCACUAUUAGUCUUCACUUGGAAUGUUAUACACAGAGUAGUCCUCUCAAAUAUACAUGCUUUCUUGUCAAUAGUAUUUUCCCGUCAAGAACCAAAAUUUGAUGGACAUUUGGGAAUCAUUUCUGAAGAUCACUGUCCUCAAUACUGCUUCCUGCUAAAUUUUGGAAAAGUUCUGAUAACUUUUUGCUCUGGUAACACAAUUCAUAACGUUAUCAAAAAAUUGGAAUCACAUAUUGGUAUCUCACUUCCUGAUAUCCACUCAUUCUGUCUGUCACUUGAUGCACUAUUACUAGUUUAUGUUGAUGACAUUUUUGAGCAGUCCUUUUCUCUUUCCUGUGGGAAGUUAAAGGUUAAAACAUCUUCUGUUACUGGGGAUACUGCCACAGAAGGCAGUUCAAAGCAUCAUACCGUGAAAGGAAAUCGAGAAAGGAUGACCGCCAAUGAUUCAAAAACUGUUCUACAGGGUGAGCCUGCACAAAUAUUUCUUCCUUUGCAAAAUAGUCAAAAGAAUGCUGAGGGGCAAGAUGAAAGUGCUCAUGGCCCAUUUUUGAAAACUUUUCUUGGAGAAAUGUGGCUGACUUGGAGGAGAGCUUGUAAAAAAUAUGAUGAUAAUGAAAUUGAGUAUUCUGAAAACCCAUGGCUCCUUUGUGAGAUAAAAAAUUGUUUGCUACAUCCAGGCCUGAAGGGUCCAAAUUCUGGAUUAUGGAAAUGCAAUUUGACAGUAGGAAAACUAAAUAUAACUUUGGGAUAUCUUUCAAUGAUUUCAAUGGCUAUAUUGCUUGAGCAGAUGCAGCAUGCUCUAAAAUGGACUAACGACAAUGGAAGAGUAAGUGUACGUUCAAUUCCAACUCCAACCUUUCAAGAUCAAUCAGAAAUUGUUUUGGAAGGUAAGUAUGACGACUAUGUUGGUAAGAUGAAGAAAACUUUGCUUAGAAGACUUCCAGAGAAAUGUAUUCAACUAGGAGUAUUGAUAGCUGGUCCUCACAUCCAGAUGUCAGUAAGAAAAAUUGGAUCUAAUAGUGGGAAGAAGGAUGAGAAUUAUAUAGUUGGCCAGGAUGACCUUCACCUCAGAUUCGAUAUCCAGAAUAUUGAGGCUGUUGUUUGGCCAACUUCAAAGUCUGAUUUAGCAUUGUCUAAGUUGCCAGGACUUGAUGAUGUGGAAACAGAUUGCCGUAGGUUUCAAGAGCCUCGGAAAAUUGAAGUUCCUAAAUCAGAUAAUGAAAAGUAUGCCUCUCAGAUGUGUGUUUCGCUUAGGUCAUAUCUGAGAGCUGAUGGUUUGAUAAUUUACAUGGGAGAUUCAACAGAAAUAGAACAGAGCCAAAUUUUUGUAAUGAAGCCAGUAGCAGUUCAAUUAUCCUUUUUCAGGGAGUGCAUUCAUUUAUUUAGCUCUACCAUCACUGCUUUCUCUGCAGCAUUUUAUGGGAGCACAACAGGAUUCACAGUUAUAUCAUAUAUGGAUGAAUUGAAUGCUUUAUUUCAGGUUGUUGCAGAUUUAUUUUCAGCAGUUUCAUGUGCUUUUGAUGGGUUUUGCAUAAUUGGUUAUUCAUCUCUUCAAGACUUUAUGAGGCAACGUAAGACGUUUUCAGAACCUGACAAUUAUGAGACUACUGCAGGAGCACCUUUGAUACAUAAUAGUACCAUGUUUUCCAUUAAUGGAACAUUUCAUUUCAAAUUGAUGGAUGCAAUUAUUCAGAGUUGUAAAAUAAGUGAUAAGCAGGAGAGUCCAAAGAAAGUAUAUGAUGGCCUGAGUCAUCAAAAUUUUCCUGGGCAUUGUUUGCACGAUUGUGGAAUUUGGAUUUCUGUUCAUCCUACUGUUGCAGAUCUGUCUUAUGAAGAAGGGAAAGCGGACAUUCAUAUUGACUUGUUAGAAUUUCAGUCUGUAAUUUUUAGGCAUCAGGAUCUUAAGGGAAAAGGUUUUCAUCAACUUGUAGAUAGAAACUUGCAGUGUGAAUCUCAUAAUUGGUUAUGUGAAUUAUCUCUUUCGAAUUUCACAUUGACUUUAUGGUCGAGUUAUCCCCACAAAAGGAUGAGUAACUCAUUCAGUAAUUCAACUUUGGGUAGUAACAUAUCAAACAUACUGGAGAAUCCUCAUCCAUUAACAGAUUCUGAAACAUCAAAUGUGCCUUCUGAAUUUGAGAAUUUGGGUAUCUCAACUCCAACCUCAAGUCCCCGAAUUCUCAUAGGUGUUACAAUUGGUGGAAUAUUUGUUGCAAGACACAAAGUAAAGAAUAUUGUGGUUGGAGCACAUCAAUUCAGUAAGCUUACAUCAUGGUUUUCAGUUGAGGGAAAUCUUAAGACAAUCUCUUGGAGAAUACAGGGUGGUCAUCUGUUCCUUGAAACCACAGCUCUGAGGAUGUUUGUUCGAUGUUUUUCUUCAUAUAUACAACGUUUUACAGAUAUCUUAUCCAUCACGAAGUCGUCCAUUAAACAAGUUGAAGAUGCUCAAUAUGAGGCCCAAGGGAUGCUACAUGCAACUCAACGACCAGGCUGCACACUGCCUGAGACUUUCAACAUAGAUGUGCAUCAGUUUUCUGUUAUUCUUGCUAUUGAAGAUGAUAUUGGUGGUUUGCAGGAACUUGUGAGUGAGCUUGAUGUCUGUGUGAAACUUGAUUCAGCAAAUAUGCAAAGCAAGUUCACGUUUGAACUUUCUCGCAUGUCAAUCUUUUCUCAAGUCAUUCAAGAAUGCAUUGAAAAUAAAAAUCAAGUUCCUCACUUUUCUCUUGUCAUGUCAAAUGAAUCAUCAUCCCAGUCUAUGACUAGAGAUCCUUCUGUGGCAUUUCAGUAUAUAGAUGGAAGUCAUACUAGCCAUCGAGACUAUAUCUUGAAUCAUUUAGUUGUUCUUAUAUCAGCUGAGAAGUCCACGAGCUGUCCUCUGCCGUUAAAUCAGGUUUGGAUUGGCAAUGGUUCUAUCUCAGGUUUUCAUGCGACAAUUUCUCUAUCUGAAAUAUUGAUGCUUUUAUCCAUGGCUUCAUCGGUCUCUGGUGAAUAUAAUGAAGAGACGACCAGUGACCGAAGGGGCUGGACCAGUAACCGAGAAGCUGAUAACAUUUUGGCAGAGAUGGUUCCUGACGGGGCAAUCGUGGCAAUUCAAGAUGUGCAUCAACAUCUGUACUUCACAGUUGAAGGAGGAGAGAACAAGUAUAGCUUGGUUGGCAUAAUUCAUUAUUCUCUUGUUGGAGAAAAGGCUCUUUUUAGGGUCAAGCACCACAAACAAAAGAUAUGGAAUUCAUCAGUUUUGUGGUUCUCCUUGAUAUCAUUGCAUGCUAAAAAUGAUUCUGGUGAACCAUUCAGAUUAACUUAUCGUCCUGGCUCAGCUUUUGUUGACAUCUCCAGCACAAAUGACACUGGAAGUUCUCUUUGGGGAGCACUUUCUUGUGAACCUGACAGCUACAAGGGUGAUAUUGACUGGGAGCCAUACAGUAUUUUGGUUAAAAAUAAGUUUUACCUCAUUAAUAAGAAGAAUGACUGUGGUGUUGCUUUUAUUGAUGGGAGUCCAGAAUUUGUUAGGAAGCCUGGAAAUCCUUUCAAGUUUAAAGUAUUCCAUGACCAUGCAGUGGGUUGCAAUGUUACAACUUCAGAUGGGUGUUUUUUGGAGGCUUAUGGAGCUAAUCUGUAUCAUAGUGCACAUGAGGAGGAAGACCAAACUUCUUAUAUGAGUGGAAAACUCCCUUGCAUUCAAAUUAAUAUUGACAACUCCGAUCUGACCAUUGUACAUGAACUUCCAGAUACAAAGGACCGGAUUCCUCUCCUUCGUGCUUGCAUCAAUAAUGCCCAAAUCAUUGUUCAAAUUCUCCCUUAUAAAACUAGAUUUAUGAGCACAUCAUGUUCUUUGCUUCAUUAUUUUGAUGCACAAAGAAAUUCAUGGAGACAACUUCUUCAACCUGUUGAAAUUUGUACUUUCUACCGUUCAAGUUCCCAAUUUCGAGGAUUAGAAAUUCGUCAGGAUGUAGUGCCAGUUCAUUUCUAUUGCAGAAUUAAUAAGUUUCAUAUAUAUCUAACCGAGCUUUCACUGGAUAUACUACUCUUUAUGAUUGGAGAGUUGAAGUUGGCUGGUCCAUUUUCAGUAAAAAACUCCAUGAUUCUGGCCAAUUGCUGCAAGGUGGAGAACCAGACAAGUUUAAAUCUUCUGUGUCAUUUUUAUGAUAAUAAAAGUGUGAGUAUAGCCAGAAAACAGUCUGCUUCUGUAUUUUUAAGGCUGCCAAUAUUAGCAAGUGAACCUCCAGAAGGUGCAUCUUCCGUUGCAAUUCAGCUUUCCACUCUUGGAUCUCUUGCAACUUCUUCACUUCAUCUUUCUCUUUCAAAAAAUCAAACAUUUGCUUGGCGAACACGUAUAAUGUCCCUUUCAGAUUCAAGAAGUUACCCUGGGCCCUUUGUUGUGGUUGACAUUUGUAGGACAUCUAAGGAUGGUUUGUCCAUUGCGGUUUCUCCUUUAACUAAAAUACAUAAUGGAACUGAAUUCCCCAUAGAGCUACGAUUUCGACGACCUCAACAAAAUGAAGAUGUGUCUGCAUCUGUGUUGCUGAAUAAAGGGGAUUCGAUCGAUGAUUCCAUGGCAACAUUUGAUGCUAUAAGUUUGUCUGGUGGACGAAAGAAGGCAUUGAUGUCUUUAACUGUUGGUAACUUCUUAUUUUCUUUCAGACCUGAAAUUGCAGAUGGCCUGAUAAGUUCCAAGAGUGCACUUUCAGUAGAAUGGUCAGAUGAGCUUAAAGGUGGAAAGGCUGUUUGUCUUUCAGGAAUUUUUGAUAGGUUGGGCUAUAAAGUCCGCAGGGCUCUAUCCGUUGAAACGACGAAAUGUUCUUUUAGCACUGCACAUUGUACCCUUGGAUCUGAAGAUUCCCAUGUCACUAACCUGCAUUUUCUGAUUCAGAGCAUUGGAAAAGAUGUUCCUAUCAUACAUCCUGAUAAGUCUGGCGAUGUUUCUAAAAGUAGAAAUUCACCAAUUGCAUUACAAGAGCAGAAGGAAAUUUUUCUUCUUCCUACUGUACGAGUAUCCAAUUUAUUACACUCAGAGAUACAUGUGCUUUUAUCUGAGACAGAUCUACAAACCACCAGUGUUAGUCACAAUGUUGGGAAGCAAGCAACUAUAGCAUGUGGAUCGACAGCUGAUUUUUAUGCAAAUCCUGCUAUAAUGUAUUUUACUGUUACUCUAACUGCUUUUAAAUCAAGAUGUAAGCCAGUAAAUAGUGGUGAUUGGAUCAAGAAGUUACUUAAGAACAAAAAUGAUGUCCAGUGUUUGGACAUUGAUCUAGAUUUCUGUGGUGGAAAGUAUUUUGCAUCACUAAGAUUGUCACGUGGGUUCAGAGGCAUAUUAGAGGCUGCCAUUUUUACACCAUUUUCUUUGAGGAAUAACACCGACUUUUCCCUGUUUUUCUUUGCUCAUAACCAGAAGCUUCUCUCUAGGGAUGAGGUCAGAAAGUAUGGUUCCAGCAUUCCUCCAGAGUUUGGGUUGUGUUGCCCCCCAAAUUCGAUUAAAUCAUGGUUCUUAAAAUCUCACAAGAUGCGAAUCAAAAUGUUAGAGAAUGGUACAUCUGAGAUGCUGCUAGACUUGGAUGCUUUAUCAGGCCUCACAGAGAUAGGCUUAGAGGUAGAAGAAGGAUCUGGACGGAAAUAUAUUGCAAAGUUCGGGGUUUCUAUGGGACCAUCUUCAAGUAUGGUGGUGGUCCCAUCACAAACUGUAACUAUGAUCCCACGGCAUUUUGUGUUUAAUGAGUCAGAGGAAAGCAUCAACAUGCGCCAAUGUUACUUGGAGGAUGGAAUUGCAGGCACAGUCCAUAUUAGCAGUAAACAACAAACAGUAUUACAGCUGCAGGAAGUAACUUGCACAAACAAGGAAUUCAGUAUUUUUGAAAACAUUAUCAGGAAGCAUAGAAAUAAUAUUGAUACUUCAUUAGUAUAUAUCCAGUUUCAAUUAAAUCAACCUGAAUCAAGCUGGUCAGGGCCAGUAUGCAUCGCAUCCCUGGGAUGCUUCUUCCUGAAAUUUAGGAAACCAUCAAAUCAAGCACUGGAUAGCAAUGCAACAGAAUUUGCUGCUAUUCAUGUGAUAGAAGAAGGAUCCACUCUUGGGAUGCACUUCCAUAAACCACCAAAUGUUGAGCUACCAUAUCAGAUUGAGAACCAUUUGAAUGAUGCAUCUCUUACUUAUUAUCAAAAGGAUUCAUCAGAGCGAGAGUUUCUUGGAUCUGACUCUAGUGCUUUCUAUGUCUGGGAUGAUUUGACACUUCCACAUAAACUGGUUGUUGUAAUCAACGAUAUGCACCUACUACGUGAAAUUAACUUGGAUAAAAUACGGGCAUGGAAACCUUUUCUCAAAGUAAACCAACGGGGAGGAUUGGCAUCUCAUUCACUUUUAAAUCAAGAAUCCAGAAACCAGAAAACUUAUUUUGGUCAGUUAAACAGCAUGGAUAUCGUAAAGGUGGGGUAUGAAGUAUAUGCACAGGGUCCCACGAGAGUUUUACGAAUUUGUGAGCUUUCCAAGAGUCAAAAGGGAAACGGAUUGAUUCAAUCAUGUGCAAAGAUCCAAUUAAGAGUGCUUCAUUUGGCAACCUACUUACUUGAAGAUGGAAAGCAGGACUUAGAUAAGAAUCAGGAAUCAUGUUAUACACCACUUAUAGUUGCAAGACUUGGCAAUGUCAAUCUGGAUUCUGUAUAUACUAAUCGGCAAAAAUAUAAUCAGAUUACUGUACAGUCACUAAAUGUUGAAGAGAAGUGGACCGAUGCUCCUUUUGCAGCCAUGCUUCGGAGACAUCAAUUAGAAUCCAGGGAAUCAAAUGCUUCUGUCCUUAAAAUAAUAUUUGUCCUUCUUUCAACCAGCUCCGAUGUUAGACAAGUUGAAUACUCAUCCAUUAUUCUGCAGCCAAUUGAUUUGAACCUUGAUGAAGAGACAUUAAUAAGACUUGCCUCCUUUUGGCGAACAUCUCUUAGCAACUCAACUGCUCCAAGCCAGCGGUAUUACUUUGAUCAUUUUGAGGUCCACCCAAUAAAGAUUAUUGCAAAUUUUCUUCCUGGGGACUCCUAUUCAAGUUAUGACUCGGCUCAGGAGACCCUAAGGUCAUUAUUGCAUAGUGUGGUAAAGGUUCCCCCCGUAAAAAAUAUGGUUGUAGAGCUCAAUGGGGUCCUGGUUACUCAUGCUUUGAUAACCAUCCGUGAACUAUUCAUCAGAUGCGCACAACACUAUUCCUGGUAUGCAAUGAGGGCCAUCUAUAUUGCAAAAGGAAGUCCCUUGCUUCCACCGGCUUUUGUGUCCAUGUUUGAUGACUUGGCUUCAUCUUCUCUUGAUGUUUUCUUUGACCCUUCUCGUGGGUUGAUUAAUCUCCCUGGCUUCACAUUAGGUACCUUCAAAUUCCUCAGUAGAUGUAUUGAUGGUAAAGGGCUCUCAGGGACAAAACGCUACUUUGGUGAUCUGGACAAAACUCUGAGAACAGUGGGAUCGAAUAUGCUAUUUGCUGCUGUCACUGAAAUAUCAGAUUCUAUUCUGAAGGGAGCAGAAACAAGCGGUUUUGAUGGCAUGGUGAGUGGCUUUCACCAAGGUAUACUGAAAUUGGCUAUGGAGCCUUCACUACUGGGAACUGCUCUGAUGGAAGGGGGACCAAACAGAAAGAUCAAGCUUGAUAGAAGUCCUGGCAUUGAUGAGUUAUAUAUUGAAGGUUACCUGCAAGCUAUGUUGGACUCGAUGUAUAGACAGGAGUACCUGAGAGUCAGGAUCAUAGACGAUCAGGUAUUACUCAAGAACCUACCACCCAAUAGCGCCCUCAUAGAUGAGAUCAUGGAUCGUGUGAAGGGGUUCCUUGUGAGCAAGGCAUUGUUAAAAGGAGAUCCUUCUGCAUCAUCUCGCUCUUUACGUCAUCUUCGAGGAGAAAGUGAAUGGAAAAUUGGACCAACUGUGAUCACACUAUGUGAACAUCUCUUUGUGAGUUUUGCAAUCCGUAUGCUGAGAAAGCAAACUGGGAAGUUAAAGGCCAAUGUCAUGUGGAAAAAGGAAUCAAAGAGUGAUGAUGACAAGGCAGUAGUCCGUGCAGACCCCAAUAAAGAGGAACAGAGGUUGAAGUUCGUAUGGAAAUGGGGUAUCGGUAAGUUUGUAUUCUCUGCCAUUCUAGCAUAUAUUGACGGACGGCUAUGUCGCGGAAUUCCCAAUCCUGUAGCAAGACGAAUUGUUAGUGGUUAUUUGUUAAGUUUUCUUGAUAGAAAUGGCACAGGUGAAUAAAAUGAUAUGGUAUCAUAUUCAGUUUGCUACUGUUUCUUCUA